This is a messenger RNA of Lachancea meyersii CBS 8951, 645 nucleotides long. The record is from the annotation of a GenBank genome assembly. NCBI's taxonomy places the organism in Eukaryota, Fungi, Ascomycota, Saccharomycetes, Saccharomycetales, Saccharomycetaceae.
AUGGCAUCUUUUGUGACCGUCAGAGGACAGGCCAUUUCGCUAGAGUCUCAAACUGAGUCGCUACUGGCCAACUAUGCACAGUUUGCGCAGACAACUAGCUCAGACCCAACUGGCCAGGAAAAAAGUCUCGAUAGCAGGCUCGAGAAAGUGCUUAUUCAAAGACAAGACAUCGUGGAUGCCUUGCGCAAAAUUUGCGAUGAAACCCCCGGAAUCUCUGCUUCUAAAAUAUUGCAGACGCAACGGCACCAAGAGGUAUUGCAGGAGCACCGGCAGCACUUCCGUAAUUUGCGGUCUUCUGUCCAACAAGAACGCAACCGGUUGAAUCUGCUCUUCAGCGUCAAAAAGGACAUCGCACAGCAAUCCGAGGAAAGUCCUGAUGCGUACAUUCAGGACGAAACACGCCGCAUAGACGAAUCGCACAACGUGGUCGACAGCCUGCUUUCGCAAGCUUGGCAGACGAGAGAUCAAUUCUCGUCUCAAAGAGCCGUCUUGCAAUCUGCAGGUGACAAGAUGAUGAACACUCUGCAGCGUGUUCCGGGCAUCAACCAGGUGAUUGCUAAGAUCAACACGAGAAGGAAGAAAAAUGCCGUAAUUUUAGCCGGCCUAAUUACACUUUGUAUACUAUUUCUAUUUUUCACCUGGUAA